This is a messenger RNA of Acytostelium subglobosum LB1, 1995 nucleotides long. RefSeq lists its product as hypothetical. The annotation marks the transcript as partial. Gene Ontology annotation, cellular component: cytosol. Gene Ontology annotation, molecular function: transketolase activity. Gene Ontology annotation, biological process: pentose-phosphate shunt. The transcript is spliced from 3 exons. The record is from RefSeq and is a predicted model, not a curated record. Lineage: Eukaryota; Evosea; Eumycetozoa; Acytosteliales; Acytosteliaceae.
AAUCAACUUAAUUUACCGGCUUUGGAGAGAGCAUGUACCGAGUCAAGAGGUCUAUCCAUGGAUGCUGUAGCCAAAGCAGCAUCGGGACAUCUUGGUCUCCCUCUAGGCGCAACAGAGGUCGGUGGUGUACUAUUCGGUCACGCUCUUCGUUACAACCCCGAUGAUACUAAAUGGUGGAACAGGGAUAUCUUUGUUCUGUCGGCUGGACAUGGAUCAAUGUUCUUGUAUAGCUGGCUGCACUUGGCUGGCUAUGCAAUCUCUGUGGAGGAUAUUAAGAACUUUAGACAGUUCAAAUCAAACACACCAGGUCAUCCAGAGUUCCAUGAUACCCCUGGUGUCGAAGCAACGACUGGUCCACUCGGACAAGGUAUUGCCAAUGCAGUUGGUUAUGCAUCGUCAUGUAAAAUGGCUGCGGCAAGGUUCAACACUGAGCAACACAAGAUAUUUGAUCAAAGAGUUGUUGUGUUGUGUGGAGAUGGUUGCAUGCAGGAGGGUAUCUCUCAUGAGGCAUUGUCCUUUGCCGGCCAUCAUAGGUUGGACAACUUGAUUGUGUUUUAUGACUCGAAUGACGUGACACUGGAUGCAAUGGCCGUUGAGACUCAGUCAGAAGACGCAGUCAAGAGGUUCGAGAGUCAGGGCUUUGAAGUGCAUCUCGUCACCAACGGCAACAGCCUUCCAGAUCUGUACAAGGCCUACCAAGCGGCCCAUGACUCCAAGACCAACAAGCCCCAAGCCAUCAUUGUCAAGUCUGUCAUUGCCAAGGGCAUUCCAGAGGUGGCGGGAACCAACAAGGGCCAUGGAGAGGCCGGAGUCAAGUUUGUUGAUGCCGCCAGGAAGGCGAUGGGACUACCCGACGAGAAGUUCUAUGUGUCCAAGGAGACUCGCGACUACUUUGCCGCCCACAAGAAGUUACAAGUCGAUCGAUACAAUCAAUGGAAGAAGACGUUUGAGGAGUGGCAGAAGGCCAAUCCUCAGCUGGCCGCAUUGCUUGAAUCGUCGCAACAUGAGGUCGAUCCCCAGAAGUUGUUGGCUGCCAUCCCAGAGUUCAAUCCAAAGGACUCAAUUGCCACGCGUAAGGCUGGCAGUGAGGUGCUUCAGCCCAUCGCACAAACACUCCCACUUUUGAUCAGUGGCUCGGCAGACCUUCAUGGCUCCACGCUCAACUACAUCAAGGAGGGCAGGGACUUCACACCAAGCUGCCCAGGUGGCAGGAACAUCAAGUUUGGUAUCCGUGAGCAUGCAAUGUGCGCCUUAUUGAAUGGUUUUGCCUACCAUGGUAUCUUCAAACCAUCUGGAGCAACGUUCCUUGUCUUCUCUGACUACUGUCGCCCAUCCAUUCGUUUGGCCGCACUCAGCCAUCUUCCAGUGACCUACAUAUUCACUCAUGACUCGAUCGGUGUCGGCGAGGAUGGUCCAACCCAUCAGCCAGUGGAGACAGUGAGCGGACUACGUAUGAUACCUAAUCUUGAUGUUAUCCGUCCCGCUGACCCUGAGGAGACUGCUGGUGCAUUUGCCUCUGCCUUCUCGAGAAAGUGCGGUCCAACUCUGUUGGCACUCACACGUCAGAACCUACCCAAUCUUGUGGCCGAGGCUGAUGCCAAGACUCGCAGAGACGGUGUGUUGAAAGGUGGAUACGUGCUCAGCAAAGAGAAGGGUGCACUCAAGCUCAUACUCAUUGCCACUGGCUCAGAGGUGCAACACAUUGUCGAGGCUGCCAAGAAGUUGGGCGAUGGAGUGCGUGUAGUCUCAAUGCCAUGCACAUCGAUCUUUGAUCGACAGCCCAAGGAUUACCGCGAGUCUGUACUUCCAAACUCUUGCAGAAACAGAGUGGCAAUUGAGGCUGGAGUGACUAGUUUCUGGUACAAGUAUGUUGGACUCGAUGGAAGAGUAGUGGGUAUUGACAGAUUCGGCAUGUCAGCACCAGGAAACACCGUCAUGAAGGAGCUUGGAAUGACUUCAGACUCUGUGAUCAAGGCUGCCAACACUGGUCUUCAG